AUGUCUUCCGAUCAAGGCUCCUCUUCCUCAGAAGACACAACAUCUUCAAGUGAUGAGUGGUCAUCGUCAUCAGAGGAAACGGUUGCUCCGAAAUUCAUCCUGAAGUCCAAGUCCAACGCCAAGUCCAACUCAAUUGAUGAAAAUGAACAAAAUCAAGAGCCAAACGCUCGUCAGAGAAAGGCUCUUCUAUCACACUUAGAUCUGAAUCAAAGUAAGAUAGAAGAACAGGACGAGAGUGAAAGCAUUGACGCAGUAGACGACACUGAUGAUCUAGAUCCAGAAUUGGACUUGGUUGAGUUGGGAACCGUAGUUGCAAUGUCGUUGAGUCCAUUGCCAGAAUCGAUUGUUCCUUUUUUGAGCAAGUACCUUCCGGUACCAAAAGAUAAAAAAGUAUUUCUCACAUUAACAUAUGCGCAAUCGAUAGAUUCGAGGAUAGCCGCACAAGCUGGGGUUCAAACAAAGUUGUCACAUUCAGAAACAAAGACAAUGACUCAUUAUCUUCGGUCAAAACAUGAUGCAAUAUUAGUAGGCGUCAAUACGGUAGUAGUAGAUGAUGCGAAAUUGAAUUGUCGAUAUGGUUCAAAAUCGGAAAUUCGGCCGAUUAUUCUUGACCCUAGAAAAAGAUGGCGGUAUGCUAAAUCGCAAUUACGUAAAGUUUGUGAAAUGGGACAAGGGUUAGCUCCUUUUAUCAUAAUUGAUGAUAAAAUUGAUAUCAAUUUAGAUGAUGAAGAUGCCAAAACGCUUGAGCUACAAGGCGGGAAGUAUAUACAGUUACCAUUGUUGAUGUCGUCUAGUCUUGCAAAUAAUAGCUGGCGGCUUAUAUUGGAUAAGUUGUAUAAGCUUGGAAUCAAAUCUAUAAUGGUCGAGGGUGGAGCCACCGUAAUAAAUUCUUUGCUAUCGGAUUUUGGAGAUUUAAUCGACUGUUUAAUAAUCACCAUUGCUCCUGUAUUCUUGGGAAAAAAAGGCGUUGAAGUGUCUCCUUCUCACAUUACUAACCUACAAGAUAUAAAUUGGUGGACUGGUGUUCAAGACAGUGUUAUGUGCGCACGUAUUAAACACUUGGAGGGGAAAUAA
Molecule: messenger RNA, 1074 nt
Organism: Lodderomyces oxycetoniae
Lineage: Eukaryota; Fungi; Ascomycota; Pichiomycetes; Serinales; Debaryomycetaceae
Product: RIB7
Exons: 2
Coding region: 1-1074 (357 amino acids)
Biological process (GO): riboflavin biosynthetic process
Molecular function (GO): 5-amino-6-(5-phosphoribosylamino)uracil reductase activity
Source: RefSeq, a predicted model, not a curated record